UUCCAGACAAUCAAGAGAACCAGUCAUUGCGUGUUAAGUUUUCGGUUGACCAACGAAAGGAUUGGGUACGCGCAGUGGAGUACGUAAGAGUGUGCUACAGCCAUCCUUCAGACUCGGUGGUAUGUAACACGUUUGUGAAGCCGAAACUCGAGUCUGUUCUUGCACCUCGUGUACCAUGCCCUUUUCCUGACGAACGAAUCUGUAAGAAUGGGACUGUUGGGACAUUUAAAUCCGAAUCUGCUUUGAUAGACUCGAGUAAUGAUCUCGGUCUUAAUUCUCCUCUCAAAGAUCGAGUCCAGUAUCGCAGGACGCUCACCUGUUCGCCCAUUGCUGAUGGACGAGAUACAAACUACACAACGUAUGAGAAUAUGACUAGUGAAUUUGGAGGUUCAGAAGAAUAUAUAUACUACCACUACUGGGCGAACUUCUCGGAAACGGAAUUCAGAACAGAAAGGCGGGUCAAGUAUAGUGGAGGCGUUGCGCGCUUUUAUACAAAGCAAAGCACGAAUUUCUAUGGAACCAAGGCCGGAAUGCCGUUCGUACCGGCACUCCUCCCAGACAACGCCGAUGUGACGCUUUUCAUGUUAGAAAAGAACGUGCAUUUUACAGGGCUGUCAGAUGAUCUACUGUUUGGUACAACGCAUUGUAAUGAUGCUGGCACAAGCUUUUCUGGCACUCAUGCCGCGAUAGUAGGAUGCGUCGGACAGCACCAAUUCUGCAAUCCGAUUACCGGCAAAUGCACUCCUUUCCGUGGGCAAAUGAGUUACUUUGCGGAAAACUCCACCGAAUGGCGCGACAAGAGAGAUAUACUGAGGCGCGAGAUUCAGCUAAACGACAAUCAGUACCGCACCGUGCAAGUCAUCUCACUUGCUGCAAUGCUCUCAUCGACAAUGGGGCUUAUGUCAAAUACAGAUGGCUCCUUACUACAGGCCAACGAUUAUAUCACUACAUCAACUAGGCGAUCCCUACCCCUACCGCAGAACCAGACCGCUAUCGAAAUUAAACUCCUUCAUCAACUCUCCCUGGCGAAUAUGCAACAGAAACUGAUAAGCCGUCUACAGCCUGCUGGGAUUGAAGGUGAACUAAUUGGAGGGGAAGAUGACAUUGGCAAGCCCCUAUUCUGUGAUCGGCAGAAACGGCGGAACUCGGAUUACACUUCUUUUAGCACGCUGGGAAUGACCCUGAUUCUCGCUAUUGGUGGCGUUGUUAUUGUGCUGGCUUGGUUUAGAGAAACGAUUGGGUUUUUUAUUUUAAGAUCUAGUCGUCGUGAGUACGCGCAACAGGAGUGGCAUGCAUUGGAUUUGUUGCAGAUACAGCGGAGGGUAUACGAAGGCGAGGGAAUUGCGUCUUGGCUUGGACGGCCUGGUCAAAUCCCUGUCACCAAGUACGGGCAGAUGUUUGCAACGUUCCCGAAUCGUUCAUAUUUCCGCCCAGAUUCGGAAGCGUACCUCGCCCGCAGCUGUGUCCGCAAAGGGAGUAGUGAAGAGGAGAGCGAAUUGAACGUUUAUAUGGAUUGAGGCUGGCGAAGGAGCACGCUACUGCUUUCUUACUGGGCUCUUGAACCGAUUGCUCAAAGUUUAUUCAAGGUAAAGUUCUCUCAGAUUUAUCUGCCAUCUGCUACGUACUGUGAGCACCCGCGGGCAUACCUGGAUAGGACAAAAUGUCUGCUUUUGGUGCCUGAAACCCCAUUAUUCGCCCAUGUCUGGCUUGUAUUCCACAUCAUAACUCCCGCAAAAGUGACUGCGGCUUCGUUUUCCACUUUCAUUAUCUUGCUGUAGAAGCGAAGCGUAAUCCAAACAUGUGUGGGCGGUCGGAUGAUUCAGUCCAAGUGUAUUCUGAUAGCUAUUGACCAGAGCACGCCAAGACCCCUCGUCACCAUCCUCGCC
Molecule: messenger RNA, 1886 nt
Organism: Zopfia rhizophila CBS 207.26
Lineage: Eukaryota; Fungi; Ascomycota; Dothideomycetes; Zopfiaceae
Source: the annotation of a GenBank genome assembly